Messenger RNA from Salvelinus sp. IW2-2015, 6795 nucleotides. Its product is annotated as protein sidekick-2-like. The record is from RefSeq and is a predicted model, not a curated record. Gene Ontology annotation, biological process: cell-cell adhesion. Lineage: Eukaryota; Metazoa; Chordata; Actinopteri; Salmoniformes; Salmonidae. Gene Ontology annotation, molecular function: protein binding.
CAUGCUGGCUUCUACCAAUGUAUCAUCAGGAACCGUGUAGGAGCAUACUACAGAGGAGGACUGAAGUGCAGGUUGCAUUUAUGGGCGGUUUUGAGGAGGGUGAGCGCGCCCAGUCGGUCUCUCAGGGGGAGGGGGCAGUGGUUCCCGCUCCACGCAUCAGGAGCUUUCCCCAGCCGCAGGUCACGUGGUUCAGAGACGGACGCAAGAUACCGCCCAGCAGCCGCAUAGCCAUUACUCUGGACAACACUCUGGUCAUCCUGUCCACAGUGGCCCCUGAUGCUGGACGUUACUACGUACAGGCUGUCAACGACAAGAACGGCGAAAACAAGACCAAGCCGUAUAUCUCCCUCUCUCUCUCAGAUGUUGGUGGGCCUGCAGACCCCAUCGCCCCCACCAUAAUCAUCCCCCCAACAAACACCAGUGUAGUGUCAGGCACGUCUGAAGUCACCAUGGAGUGUGUCGCAAACGCAAGACCGCUGAUCAAACUCAGCAUCACAUGGAGGAAGAACAGGGUUCUGGUCACCAGUGGUCUGAGUGACUUCAACCGCAGACUGACCAUUAUCGGCCCUGUGGUCAGUGACUCAGGGUUCUAUGAGUGUGAGGUGGUCCUCCGCAGCAGCAGUGUGCCUUCUGUCAAUGCUGGGGCCUACCUACAUGUUCAAGGUAUGAAUAUAUAUGGGUUACCUCACCAUAUCUCUCGCUCUCCUUCAGAGCCUCCCCAGUUUGUGAAGGAACCAGAGAAACACAUCACUGCUGAGAUGGAGAAAAUUGUGGAUAUCCCCUGUCAGGCACGAGGUGAGACACAUACACAUAUACAGUCAAGCGGCCUUCUUCCUGAGGACACAGGGAUGUUCCAAUGCUUUGCACGGAACCUGGCAGGAGAGGUGCAGACCCAUACCUGGCUGUCACUAGCAUUGCCCCUAAACAUCACAGCUGGACCAUCUGACAGCACGGUGAUUGAGGCAUGUCAGUCAUUCUCCACUGUGAAACAUUCAGGAGCACCUAAGACCAGCUAUCACCUGGCAGAAAGGCAGUUGCCCUAUGCUCCAGAGAACCCUGCAGCCCUGCUAAGUUCCUCAGAAAAGAGGGCCAUUAACCUCACCUGGGCCAAGCCCUUCGAUGGGAACAGCCCCCUACUUCACUACAUCCUGGAGGUCUCUGAGAACAACGCUCCCUGGGCUAUCCUCCUGGCCAACAUAGAGCCUGAGUCGACAGCGGUGACAGUCAGUGGACUCAUCCCAGCACGCUCCUACCAGUUCCGCCUGUGUGCCGURAACGACGUGGGCAAGGGCCAGUUCAGCAAGGAGACUGACCGUGUAUCUCUACCAGAGGAACCUCCCAGUGCCCCUCCCCAGAAUGUGAUCGCCAGCGGCCGCACCAACCAGUCCAUCAUGAUCCAGUGGCAGCCCCCACCAGAGAGCCACCAGAACGGGGUUCUCAGGGGCUACAGCGUCCGGUAUCGUCUAACAGGUCUUCCGGUGGACUACCAGAGUAAGAACAUCUCCAAACCAGACGUUACCAACAUUCUCCUGGAGGACCUGAUCAUCUGGACCAACUACGAGAUAGAGGUGGCAGCCUACAACAGGGCGGGGCUAGGAACCUUCAGCCACAAGGUCACUGAGUGGACGCUGCAGGGAGUGCCGACUAUAGCCCCCAGUAAAGUUCAGGUGGAGGCCGUCAACUCCACGACCAUCCGUAUCACCUGGGCCGCCCCUAACCCUCAGUUCAUCAACGGGAUCAACCAGGGAUACAAGCUGUUGGCAUGGGAGCCAGGUCAGGAAGAGGAGGUCACCAUGGUUACAGUGAGACCUAACUUCCAGGACAGUGUGCAUGUGGGCUAUGUGACGGGGCUGAAGAAGUUCACAGAGUACUACAGCUCUGUGCUGUGUUUCACUACGCCGGGAGACGGCCCCCGCAGCCCCGCUAACGGCCUGAGGACACAUGAAGACACUCCUGGGGCAGUGGGUGACCUGAGCUUCACAGAUAUCCUCGACACGUCUCUCAAAGUGAGCUGGAGAGAACCUGAAGAGAAGAACGGAGUCCUCACAGGGUACCGUAUCUCAUGGGAGGAGUUUAACCGCACCAACACACGGGUGACCCACUACCUCCCCAAUGUAACCCUGGAGUACCGCGUCACGGGGCUGACCGCCCUCACCACCUACACCAUCGAGGUGGCCAGCAUGACCUCCAAGGGCCAGGGAAAACUGUCCUCCUCCACAAUCUCUUCUGGGGUACCUCCAGAGCUGCCUGGUCCUCCCACCAACAUGGCCAUCUCCAACAUCGGCCCUCGAUCCAUCACCCUCCAGUUCAAACCUGGCUAUGAUGGAAAGACCUCCAUCUCUCGCUGGCAGGUAGAGGCCCAGGUCAGUGUGAUAGGAGACAAUGAGGACUGGGUGAUUGUUCACCAGCUGCCCAACGAGCCUGAUGCCCGAUCCCUGGAGGUGCCAGGACUAAACCCGUACACAUUUUACAGGUUCCGUAUACGUCAGGUGAACAUUGUGGGGACUAGUCCUCCCAGUCAGCCCUCAAGGAAGAUCCAGACCUUGCAGGCCCGUCCAGAUAUGUUCCCCGCUAACGUCACCCUGCGCACGGCCAGCGAGACCAGUCUGUGGAUCCGAUGGGUGCCCCUACCAGAGUGGGAGUACAAUGGGGACCCAGAGGUGGUGGGAUACCGGCUCCAGUACUCCCGCACAGGCUCCCAGGGCAGGGCGCUGACCCAUGUGAUCGCUGACCGGCUGGAAAGGGAGUUCACCAUCGAGGACCUGGAGGAGUGGACAGAGUACGAUGUCAGGGUUCAGGCUCUCAACGGCAUCGGGGCCGGUCCCUGGAGCCAGCCUGUCCGAGGAAGGACCAGGGAGUCUGUCCCCUCCUGUGGCCCCACCAACGUGUCAGCCUUUGCCACAACCUCCAGCAGUAUCCUGGUGCGCUGGUUUGAAGUACCAGAACCAGACCGGAAUGGACUGAUCUUGGGAUACAAGGUGUUGUAUAGGGAGAAGGACUCUGACUCGUCCCUCCAGUUGUGGACAGUGGAGGGGAACGCCAGCCACAGUGUCCAGCUGACUGGUCUGGGGAAAUACGUCCUCUAUGAGAUCCAGGUCCUGGCCUUCACCCGCAUCGGAGACGGCAUGCCCAGCUCACCACUCAUACUGGAGAGGACUCUGGACGACGUGCCCGGCCCUCCAGUGGGCAUCCUGUUCCCUGAGGUGCGGACCACCUCGAUGCGUCUCAUCUGGCAGUCCCCGUCCCAGCCUAAUGGUAUCAUCCUGGCCUAUCAGAUCACGUAUCGUCUGAACUCGACCAAUAGCAACACGGCCACAGUGGACGUGUUAAAACCGAGUGCUCGCCAGUACACGGUGACUGGCCUGAAACAAGAGUCAGUAUACGUGUUCCGCAUCACAGCCCAGACACGCAAGGGCUGGGGGGAGGCCGCAGAGGCACUGGUGGUCACCACAGAGAAGAGAGCUCGCCCUCAGCCCACCGGUCGUCCCAUGGUGCCCCAAGAGAAUGUUCAGGCCCGCAGCGUGUUGUUGUCAUGGGAACCAGGCAGUGACGGCCUCUCUAUGGUCCGCUACUACACCGUGCAGCUGAGAGAACUGCCUGAAAGCAACUGGACCGUCCACUCUGCCUCGGUCAACCACGAGUCCAGCUUCUACAUAGUUGGCAGGCUGAAGCCCUUCAUGUCCUACCAGUUUAGAGUGAAAGCCACCAACGACAUAGGAGACAGUGAAUACAGCGAGGAGAGUGAAGUUAUCACCACACUACAGGACGCCCCUGACGAAGCCCCCACAAUCCUCUCUGUCACACCACACACAACUACAUCCGUGCUGAUUCGCUGGCAGCAUCCGUCUGAGGAGAAGAUUAACGGUAUCCUCCUUGGUUUCCGGAUACGGUACCGGGAGCUCAUGUACGACCGCCUCCGCAGCUUCUCCGUACGCACCGCCAACAGCCCCUCCAAUACUUGGACCGAGCUCAACUCCCCCUACAGCGUGAGAAACCUGAGCGAGUCCUCUCUCACCCAGUAUGAGCUGGAUAACCUGAGCAAACACAAGCGCUAUGAGAUCAGGAUGAGUGUGUAUAACGCUGUGGGGGAGGGACCAACCAGCACACCACAGGAAGUGUUUGUAGGAGAGGCAGUACCCACCGCCCCACCUCAGAACGUGGUCAUCCAAUCAGCAACGGACCAGCUGGACGUGACGUGGGCUCCUCCAUUGGACACUCAGAACGGAGACAUCCAGGGAUACAAGGUGUACUUCUGGGAGAUCCAGCGCAAGAAUGAGACGGAGAGACUGCGCACGUUCCUGCCAGAGGGAGGGGUCAAGCUGAAGAACCUGACUGGAUACACCACCUACAUGAUCAGUGUGGCCCUCUUCAACGCAGCAGGGGACGGGCCCCGAAGCCCCCCAACCAGGGGCCGUACACAACAGGCUGCCCCCAGCGCUCCCAGCUUCAUCCACUUCAGUGAGCUGACCACCACGUCGGUCAACGUGUCCUGGGGCGAGCCUACCUACCCCAACGGCAUCCUGGAGGGCUACCGGCUGGUCUACGAGCCCUGCACCCCUGUUGACGGCGUCAGUAAGAUAGUGACGGUGGACGUCAAAGGGGCCCCAUUCUGGAUGAAGAUCAAGGACCUGGCUGAUGGGGUGACCUACAACUUCAGGAUCCGGGCCAAGACGUUCACAUACGGGCCUGAGGUGGAGGCUAACAUCACCAUGGGGCCUGGGGAAGGAGCCCCGGGSCCCCCUGGAGAGCCUUUCAUCUCCCGGUACGGCUCAGCUCUUACCAUCCACUGGUCCAACGGUGACCCCGGGAGGUCGCCUAUCACACGCUACGUCAUCGAGGCCAGACCUUCAGAUGAGGGCUUGUGGGAUAUCUUGAUCAAGGACAUCCCAAAGGAAGUGACGUCAUACGCCUUCAACAUGGACAUUCUGAAGCAAGGGGUUAGUUAUGACUUCCGGGUUAUUGGCGUGAACGACUAUGGCUACGGGUCUCCUAGUCCACCCUCAGCCUCCAUAUCUGCCAAAAAGGUGGCGCCAUUCUACGAGGAGUGGUGGUUCUUGGUGGUGGUGGCCCUGGUAGGUCUUAUCUUCAUCCUCCUUCUGGUCUUCAUCCUCAUCAUCAGAGGACAGAGCAAGAAGUACGCCAAGAAAUCUGACUCAGGGAACAACUCCAACUGUAAUGCCCUGACCCAUGGAGAUAUGGUCAGCCUGGARGAGGGACGCUUCCCCGCCCUGGAACUCAACAACCGGCGGCUGUCCGUCAAGAACUCCUUCUGCCGUAAGAACGGUGUCUAUACCAGGUCUCCUCCUCGGCCCAGCCCAGGCAGUCUCAACUACUCUGAUGAGGAUUUGAGCACCACCAAGUACAACGAUCUGAUCCAGGCUGAGAGCAGCAGCCUGACAGAGAAACCAUCUGAGAUAUCAGACUCUAAGGGCAGUGACAGUGAGUACGAAGUGGACCAGAACAGACAGAAGACACACUCCUUUGUGAGCCACUACAUCAGUGACCCCACCUACUACAACUCCUGGCGCCGCCAACAGAAGGGCAUUUCCCGGGCUCAAGCCUACAGCUACACUGAGUCAGAGUCAGGCGACCCAGAGCCCUGCGCCCCGCCACCACCCCUGCCCCCAUUGCCACCCCAGCUCACCUCCACCACCCCUCCGCUUAAGCUCCAGACCCAGGGUCAACCUCAGGGCCUCCCGCCCCAGGGCCAGGGUAGUCUCUUCAGGCCGAAAGGCAGCCGGACUCCGACCCCCUCUCAGCAGCUCUCCAACUCCACCCCUCCCAGCCACUCCAACACUCUGUCCUACUGGCCCCCCAGCAGCCCCAGCCCAGCCCCUGGAUCUCGGGCCCCCAUCGCCGGGUUCUCCUCCUUCGUUUGAUUCCGAGAGGGAUCUGUGUUCCCUUCUGAAAACAAAAGCCACCCUGCUGCCCAACGUGUCUAGAAAGUAAAUACCCAACACAAAAGAAACCCUCGGAAUCCACCAUAUUGAUUUCUGUUUCUCCGUUUUUUCUUACUUGUUUUUCUUCUUUUCUUUUUAUUACUGAGUUGUGUUUUAAGGAUCAUACUGUACACAGACAGGACAGAAGUGACAUACUUUAUUCCAGUACAUUGUUCCUCUUGUGUGCGUGUGCUGGUAUAGUUUUAUUUCCAUUCUUUAACCAAGAGACAGUUGCUGAGAACAAGAUCUGUUUGAUUGAUUUGCAUUAGUUUCAAUGUAUUGUUUAUUUUCUAUUUUUCAUUGUUACACUUCUACACACAUACAACAAGAUAAUAAUUUAGUUAGAUACUGUAAAAAGGCAAGAGUUUAUUGGAAAAAAAUAUCUACAAGACGAUAAGUGUCAUAGCGUCAAUCCACACUCGGAUAACAAGCACCAAUGAAACUGGGAUCCCAAAAUGGAGCCAUACAAGCGAGUGAAAUGAGUAGAGUUUGAAGGAUGGAAAGAGGAACAGGGUAUAAAAAAGACAAAGUAAUGAAAGUGAGAAGGAAGGGGGAGAUUGAGGCUGAAAUGAGCCCACUGGCAGUCUUUACAUGCCCAGUCCUGUCCAAUUAGGUCAAUUCAGUUUCUGGGUGUUAAUGUGAGAUAUGUUAGUGACCUCCCCCUAUUUAACCUAUGGACCAUGAUCCUCAGCAGUUAUCUGGCCUGGCCUAUAGGGUACGCACUAUUGAGUCUGACAGCAUUUCGAUGUCACAGGCAGGUCACAUCUCUGUGCUGUACACCAAGUUCCUAGUUGCCUGCCUGCCUUGGCAGAUAUGGGAAAUGUACUGUAUGUCUGAAGUAAAAAUGUUGAGGUUG